Molecule: messenger RNA, 650 nt
Organism: Pseudoliparis swirei
Lineage: Eukaryota; Metazoa; Chordata; Actinopteri; Perciformes; Liparidae
Gene: trappc2
Product: trafficking protein particle complex subunit 2
Exons: 5
Coding region: 78-500 (140 amino acids)
Biological process (GO): endoplasmic reticulum to Golgi vesicle-mediated transport
Cellular component (GO): cytoplasm; TRAPP complex; nucleus
Source: RefSeq, a predicted model, not a curated record
CUGCGUCUGUGAUCGCUUCUCUCCAGGAAGUAAAAUUAACAGGACAGUUUGACUCUGCUCAAACGAAGGGAGGAACGAUGUCUGGGAGUUUUUAUUUUGUCAUGGUUGGUCAUCAGGACAAUCCAGUGUUUGAGAUGGAGUUCUUGCCAGCUGGGAAGCCUGAAUCAAAGGAUGACCAUCGUCACUUGAACCAGUUCAUUGCACACGCUGCCCUGGAUUUGGUGGAUGAAAACAUGUGGCUGUCCAACAAUAUGUACUUGAAAACGGUGGACAAGUUCAACGAGUGGUUUGUAUCUGCCUUCGUCACUGCAGGACAUAUAAGAUUCAUCAUGCUGCAUGAUAUGCGACAGGAAGAUGGAAUCAAAAACUUUUUUAACGAUGUGUAUGAUUUAUACAUUAAGUUUGCGAUGAAUCCAUUCUAUGAAAUCAAUGCACCCAUCCGCUCAACAGCUUUUGAGAGGAAAGUGCAGUUUCUUGGAAAGAAACAUCUCCUGAGUUAAUCACUUCACAUGCACAAGGAUUGAAAGCAUGUGCCCGUCUAUUCAUUGUGUAUAUACCUAACAGAUAUUUUAUGUCAUAUCUUUCUUUUCCUGUUUUACCAAUGUAAAAUGUAUUCAACACAAUUUUCUAUAAAACAUUUCCUAAGGUAA